This is a messenger RNA of Macadamia integrifolia, 1568 nucleotides long. RefSeq lists its product as uncharacterized. Lineage: Eukaryota; Viridiplantae; Streptophyta; Magnoliopsida; Proteales; Proteaceae. The coding region runs from base 269 to 1267 and encodes 332 amino acids. The record is from RefSeq and is a predicted model, not a curated record. The transcript has 5 exons.
GCCACGUCAUUUCCGGAAUUUUGAGCUUUUUUAUUGCGUGAAGAGAGAGAAAACUCUGAACCAGAGUAGAGUGAAGGUCAGGUCACAGUACUCUUCUCCGCUUCUACUCACAGAGCUACAGAUCAAAAACAGAGAAGUGAUUUUUAGAGAGAGGGAGAGAGGCGGCGCAAGAGAAAUCUGUUGGUACUGUUUGGAAUUUGGGGCAAUCUCGCUUAUUUUAUUCAAUUUCAGUUGAAAGCUCGAGAAUUUGAGCUGAAGAAAGUGAGAGAUGGAGAAAACUACUCCGGUGAGGAAGCCUCACACAUCUACAGCAGAUCUGCUUACUUGGUCGGAAAAUCCACCGGAAGUCACUUCAGCCACCAAUUCUGCGUCUGCUGCUUCACGUUCAGGGAUCCGUAAUCACCAGCCUUCUAGCAAGAUCAGUAAGGUGGUCUUCGGAGGACAGGUUACUGACGAGGAAGCUGAGAGUUUGAAUAAAAGGAAACCUUGCUCAGGGUAUAAAUUAAAGGAGAUUACUGGUAGCCGAAUCUUUGCAGCUGAUGGUGAAAACGGUGCUUCAGAUUCUGGCAGUGGCAAUCCAACUCCCAGUAACCGAACAGGGUUACGAAUUUACCAGCAAGCUGUUGGUGGAAUCAGCCAGAUAUCAUUCAGUGCAGAAGAAAUUGUGUCUCCUAAGAAGCCAACCUCGCUGCCUGAGGUGGCAAAGCAGCGAGAGCUAAGUGGAACACUUAGCGAGUCAGAUGCAAAGAUGAAGAAACAGCUAUCCGAUGCUAAGCAGCGAGAGCUAAGUGGAACACUUAGCGAGUCGGAUGCAAAAAUGAAGAAACUGCUAUCCGAUGCUAAGUGCAAGGAGCUUAGUGGACAUGAUAUAUUUGGACCUCCUCCUGAGAUUCCACCUCGACCAUUGGCUGCACGUUCUUUGGAGCCGAAAGAAAGCAAGGACAUGGGGGAACCAGCACCACGAAAUUUACGCAUAUCCGUUAAAGGAUCUAAUCCUGCGGGAGGUCAGAGUAAUGUCAUGUUCAGCGACGAAACUGUUACAAAGACUGCAAAGAAGAUACACAAUCAGAAGUUUCAAGAACUUAGUGGCAAUAACAUAUUUAAAGGGGAUGCGCCUCCAGGGUCUGCUGAGAAGCCACUCAGCAUGGCAAAGCUGCGGGAGAUGAGUGGCAGUAACAUCUUUGCUGAUGGGAAGGCAGCCUCCAGAGACUACUUAGGUGGUGUUCGCAAACCUCCUGGUGGGGAAAGCAGCAUUGCCCUUGUUUAACUUCCUCGUCUCGUCUAACCCUGUUAUUUUACUUUAUUUAUUUGUUAUUCAUGUUUGGUUAUCUUGAUCCUAGUGUGAAAGAUACUUUGCACGGUGAUUGUUGACUAACCCAUUACAUGCUUGAUGAUGGCUAGCAUCAUGGGUGAAUUGAGAUUGGAAUGUGCUGUUUUGAUAUAUUUAGGCCUUUAAUAUCCAAACCAGAAGAGUGAACUGCAAACUAACUAGUUUUCAAUCACUUGAUGUUAUUUUAACUUGGAUUGUUGUCUGGAUAUAUGAAAUUAUUAAUUAUUCAUUUCAUACA